Molecule: messenger RNA, 2093 nt
Organism: Gastrolobium bilobum
Lineage: Eukaryota; Viridiplantae; Streptophyta; Magnoliopsida; Fabales; Fabaceae
Product: histone deacetylase 19-like
Exons: 8
Coding region: 232-1728 (498 amino acids)
Molecular function (GO): histone deacetylase activity
Source: RefSeq, a predicted model, not a curated record
ACACCGAAAAUAGUUCUGAAGUAUCAUCGAAUAAGCAGCGACGAGUUUUAGCCGGAGAAGUUGCUUCUCUCAUCCUCUGUUAUUUUGUUGUCGUUGCUUUGGUCGACUGUGUGCGUAUGCAGGAUACUCUGCAAAACAGUACUAGAGAAGAGAUGAGUCUGAAAUCGCAAGGAAGUUUUGUUAGAAUGAUUGAAUAUUGACUAGCAGAAAGAUUACGGGGAAACAUCAGACAUGGAUGUUGGGGGCAAUUCUCUACCGUCUGCACCUGAUGGGGUGAAGAGAAAGGUGUGCUAUUUCUAUGAUCCAGAGGUUGGGAAUUACUAUUAUGGGCAAGGUCACCCUAUGAAGCCACAUCGUAUACGGAUGACACAUGCUCUUCUUGCCCACUAUGGAUUGCUUCAGCAUUUGCAGGUCCUCAAGCCCUUUCCUGCCAGAGACAGGGAUCUUUGUCGUUUUCAUGCUGAUGAUUAUGUUGCAUUCCUUCGAAGUAUAACCCCUGAAACACAGCAGGAUCAUCUGAGGCAACUCAAACGCUUUAAUGUUGGCGAAGACUGCCCUGUCUUUGAUGGCCUCUACUCCUUCUGUCAAACUUAUGCCGGGGGUUCAGUUGGUGGUGCUGUCAAGUUGAAUCAUGACCAAUGUGAUAUCGCUGUCAACUGGGCUGGGGGCUUGCAUCAUGCCAAGAAGUGUGAGGCUUCUGGAUUUUGCUAUGUUAAUGAUAUAGUCCUCGGAAUCUUAGAACUUCUUAAACAGCAUGAGCGUGUUCUAUAUGUCGACAUUGAUAUUCACCAUGGAGAUGGUGUGGAGGAAGCUUUCUACACUACUGACAGAGUCAUGACUGUUUCUUUCCACAAAUUUGGUGAUUAUUUUCCUGGUACAGGGGACUUACGUGAUAUUGGGUAUGGAAAGGGAAAAUACUACUCUCUUAAUGUUCCGCUUGAUGAUGGCAUUGAUGAUGAGAGUUAUCAUUUCUUGUUCAAACCAAUAAUUGGCAAAGUGAUGGAAGUGUUUCGGCCUGGUGCAGUAGUUCUCCAGUGCGGUGCAGAUUCUUUAUCUGGGGACAGAUUGGGAUGCUUUAAUCUUUCAAUUAGGGGUCAUGCAGAGUGUGUAAAAUACAUGAGAUCAUUCAAUGUGCCCCUCUUACUACUGGGUGGUGGUGGCUACACCAUUCGGAAUGUUGCUCGUUGCUGGUGUUAUGAGACAGGAGUUGCUCUUGGAAUAGAAGUUGAUGACAAAAUGCCACAGCAUGAGUAUUAUGAAUACUUUGGUCCAGAUUAUACCCUUCACGUUGCCCCAAGUAACAUGGAAAACAAAAAUUCCCGUUAUUUACUUGAUGAAAUUCGAUCUAAGCUACUUGAGAAUCUUUCAAAGCUGCAACAUUCUCCUAGUGUCCAAUUUCAGGAAAGGCCUCCUGAUUCUGAACUUGGAGAGGCAGAUGAAGAUCAUGAUGAUGGUGAUGGGCGAUGGGAUCCCGAUUCUGACAUGGACAUUGGUGAUGACCGUGAGCUUCUCCCGAGAAAAGUAAAGAGAGAAAUUGUUGAACCUCAGCUUAAUGAUCUGGACCACCAGGGAAGAAGUGGAGAGCAUUUGGGAGACUCCCAUGCCGCAGUAGCUGAAACAUGCAUGAAGGCUUUAGAUAUUUGUGCUCAGCAAGUUGAUGAAGAAAGUGUGAAAGUUGAACGGGAUAAUGUGAAUGAUUUGGCUGGAGAGACGGAUCUGAAGUGUUAAGCGAGAUAGGUUUUAACUGAUUGGUGAAUUGCUAAUUGAAUGAUCCAUUCGUGCUGUCGCGUUUCAGAAAUAAUUGAGUGGCUGCUGCUUGGUUCCAUUGUUGUCAUCAUUGUAUACAUGCAGUAGCAUCUUCCUGAUGAAGUGCAAGUUGGCAAGUUUAAUUCUUUUAAUUACAUGACAACUGGUUUCUUUACCUGAUAUUUUGAUAUUACUUCUUGUUGGAGAAUAGUUAUUAGGUUAUUACGUGCUAUUGGACAGGGUUUAUUUUUCCUGCGCUGAUCUUCAUUUCUCAGUGUAUAUACAGACAGACAUGGAGAGAGAGAGAGAGAGAGAGACACGAACUCAGUUUGAUUUCUAUUUUGAAA